Moesziomyces antarcticus is the source of this 3219-nucleotide messenger RNA. Its product is annotated as BRO1-domain-containing protein. Gene Ontology annotation, biological process: protein transport to vacuole involved in ubiquitin-dependent protein catabolic process via the multivesicular body sorting pathway. Gene Ontology annotation, cellular component: endosome. The transcript has a single exon. NCBI's taxonomy places the organism in Eukaryota, Fungi, Basidiomycota, Ustilaginomycetes, Ustilaginales, Ustilaginaceae. Gene Ontology annotation, molecular function: protein binding. The coding region runs from base 1 to 3219 and encodes 1072 amino acids. The record is from RefSeq and is a predicted model, not a curated record.
AUGUCGGACGCACACCAGUCUCCUCUCUUGCUUUUCCCGCUCAAGUCCACCGAGGAGGUGGAUCUCGGCUCUGCGGUUCGAUCGCUCAUCGCCAACAGCUACGGAGAGGAGCCGAAAAAGUAUGCCGAGCAGACUUCGCAGCUUAACCGCGCACGUCAAGAUGCGGUGAGGGGCGCCGCCUCGGACGCAACAGGGCGCGAUCUGCUCUUCAAGUGGUUCCACAUGCUCGAGAUGCUCGAGCUGCGCUUCCCUGAGCUGCGCGUGCCGUUCCCGUGGAAGGACGCCUUCACACAAAAGGCCAUCUCGCAGUCCAGCCUGGCUUACGAAAAGGCCAGCAUCAUCUUCAACAUCGCCGCCACGCUUUCUUCCCUCGCAUCGUCGCAGCCGCGCAUGCCUGGCAACGCCGAAGGCCUCAAGCGUGCCUACACUGCACUUCGCCAGGCGGCAGGCAUGCUCAGCUACAUCAACGAGAACUUCCUCCAUGCGCCCAGUACCGACAUGAGCAAAGACGUCGUCAAGUGCCUUGUCGGCAUCACACUCGCUCAGGCAUCCGAGGUCUUCUUGGAAAAGACCAUCGAGGAGAAGAAAGGGCCCGGUCUCAUUGCGAAGCUCGCAAGUCAGACGGCGACAGCGUACACGGCGCUCGUUGAGGACUCGCGCGAACAUCUCACCAAGGGCAUUUUCGAGCGCUCCUGGACGUACCUCAUCCAGGUCAAAGCAAAGCACUUCACCUCGGUCAUGCAGUACUACAAGGCGCUGGCGGACGAUGCAACUGGAUCGCACGGCGCAUGCCUUGUGCGUCUCACUGUGGCAGAGACGGCAGCGAAAGAGGCGCGCAACCUUCUCACCACAUUCAGCGCCGCAGCCGCAGCUACAGCCACAGCCGAUCGCCCGUCGCUCCCCACGGACGCGGGCUCAGCGCUCACCGCCAUCGUCAACGCCCAGGUCACUCGCUGCGCCGAGCGCAAGGAAACAGCCGUCAAGGAUAACGACCUGAUUUACCACGACAUCCUGCCGUCAGAGUCGUCGCUUCCUGCGGUGGACAAGCUUGUGGCAGCGACGCCGAUCGCCAUUCAGGAGAUCUUUGCGGCUCCCGAGGUACAGCGCGUCAUCGGCCCCGAUCUGUUCCAGAACCUUGUGCCGCUGGGCGUGCACGAGAAGGCGUCGCUGUACUCGGAGGAGAAGGCCAAGAUCGCACGAGCCGAGUCGGAGCGCCACGACAUCGCAACGGGCGAACUGCAGGCCACGCUCGAAUACCUCGGCCUGCCAGGCAGCCUGAAAAAGUACCGUGCCAUCGCGCAGGGAAGUGGUAGCGGCGCUAUGCUCGACUCGCUCGCUGAUCCUGGCGCCGAAGUGAUGCGCUGGUCGAACGAGGAAGCCGAGGGCGGCGGCGGGCGUGGUGCCGAUGGACUUGGAGUCGGUGCUGCUGGCAUUGAUUCGGCGUUGAAUCGCAUCGAGAGCAUCAAGACGCAAGCCGCCAAGUCGAUCGACGAUGCGCUUGCUGAACUUGACAACGAGAACCGCGAAUGCGAGAAGCAGCGCGUACGCUUCGGACACAAGUGGAGCCAAGAGCCCUCUCUCAAGCAAACCAAGGACAUGCGCCAGAACCUCCGAGAGAACAAGGAGGCCAUGCAGCAGGCGUCGCAGAACGAUGCGCAGAUCGGCGAGCUGUGGCGCUCGAUUCGCAGCGACAUUCAGCUCCUGGUAUCUGGGCGCGAUGCACUCGAGGGCGCCUUUGCAGCCGCGCUGACGGGCCAGACGGGCCUGUAUGGCGGUGCAGGCGCGCAGACCUCGCUGAUCGACGUUUCGGCCGACGAGGAGAAGGCGUCCGAGUCCGACGUCGCAGCGGUCAAGGCCAAACUGGGCCAGAUCGAUGAGGCUCUCACCAAGCUCAACAAGAUCAAGAAGGAACGCUCCGAGGUGCUGGCGGAUCUGAAGGAGAAGAUCCAGACGGACGACAUCUCGCAGGUGCUCGUGCUCAACCGUCGUGCGCAGAACGUGGACGCGUCGAUCUUUGCGGCGGAGCUGGAGAAGUUCAAGCCGCACCAGAACCGGAUCGCGGUGAGCCUGCAUCAUCAGCAGGCGCUGCUGGGCGAGAUCGAAGGAGCGUUCAAGGAGCUUUCGGAGCUGCCGGCGUCCAAGGCGGCGGGCGCGAGGUGGGACGAGAAGGAGAAGGCGCGCAACCAGCUCGUGGCACGGCUGAGGAGGGCGAGGGACUCGAAUGCGCAGGUCAGGGCGGGCGUAGCCAAGGGCGUGCAAUUCUACUCGGAUCUCGAGGAGAUUGUGCGGGAAACCAAGGGCAAAGUCAACCGCUUCUGCACGGAUCGCAGGACGGAGAGGACGCGGCUGGCGUCGGAACUCGAGUGGGAGGAGAAGGGAUCCGACACAAGGGUCGGUGCGGGUGGUGCGGAUCGACUGGCGUCGUCAAUGGCGGGACUGAGCGGUUUGGGUCAGCCGUCAGGUGCGGGUGGCCCGCCGCCACCCCCGCCUCCGCACAGGCAGACGAGCUAUGGCAGCGGCUACCCGCCGGGUCCUCAGGAGGUGCGCUCGCCCGGACCACCUCCGCCGCCUCUGCCGCAGCAGCAGUCGUAUCAGCAAGCGUCGGCGGGAGGCGCAUCUGCUCACGACCCUUACCAGUCCAUGUUUUCGACUGGACCGUUCAACGACACGCGCGCUUCGCCUGCGCCGCCAGUGUCUCAACAGCGAGGCGUUCCGUAUGGUCAGCUUGGCUACGGCAGUGACCCGCAUGCUCAGCCGCCGAGGGCCGCGUCAGGCGGGUUGCCGCCUCCGCCUCAGCAAUUCCAGGCGAGCUUCAGCCCUGCGCCGACAUCACCCAGUCAGGCGAGGUACACGUCGCCGCCGCCGCCGCCGCCUGCGCAGCACUCGUACGGACAGCAUCCGCCUCAACAUGGAGGGUAUGGACAGGCGCCACCGAGCGGGCCUGGAUACGGAGGAUAUGGCCAGCAGGAGUACGCUUCGCCUCCGCCGCAGUCACCCUCGCACUACGGUGGGUACGGCGGCCAGAAUGCGGGCUAUGCGCAGCACGGCCAGGGAUACGCGCAGCCGCCUCCGCCGCAGCCACAGCACCAGGGCUACGGUGCCCCGCAGCACGGAUAUGCUCCGCCGCCGAACGCGAACAGGCCUCCGCCGCCGCCGCCCCAGCAGGGACAGUAUCAGCAGCAACACGGCGGCUAUGGCUCGUACCAACCGCCGUACUGA